Closterium sp. Naga37s-1 is the source of this 3027-nucleotide messenger RNA. NCBI's taxonomy places the organism in Eukaryota, Viridiplantae, Streptophyta, Zygnematophyceae, Desmidiales, Closteriaceae. The record is from the annotation of a GenBank genome assembly.
AUGCCCUCCAAUGCCCUCCAAUGCGCUUUGCAUGUGUGGCUGCAGGUGCCGGUGGAGAGGGGCAAGGCAGUGUCGCUGAAAACCCUCAUGGCGGAGGACACUCCCUUCAGGAGACGCGUGGAGAGGGAUGCAAUGGUGAGUGCGGUGUAUUCCGGUGCUGUAGUGCGGUGCAUUGCGGUGCUGUAUGCGGUGCAUCGUAGUGCGGUGCAUUCCGGUGCUGUACUGCUGCAAUGUGUGGAGCUGGGGCAGCUGUUGGAGGGCACCAACCGCUCCUUUGGCGUGCAUGCAGCCGGCAUCAUCAUCUCGCCCGCCUGCUUCCCUCUCUCCCAGGUGGUGCCAGUGCAGCACGCACCAGGCAACCCGUCCGCCCUGGUCAGCCAAUACGCCAUGGACGACGUAGAACGGCUGGGUCUGCUCAAGUUUGACAUUCUCGGCCUCCGCAACCUCACAACGGCCCACCUCGCCCGGCUCCUCGCCCAGCGCACGUACGGCGUGACCCUGCCUGUGAUAGAGAAGCUUCCCGUGGAGAAUCGCGCGACGUUUGAGCUGCUGUCAGGGGGCGACGUGGACGGGGUGUUUCAGCUGGAGGCGUCUCCUGGGAUGAAGAAGGUGGUGCGGGCGCUCAAGCCCUCGUGCCUCGCGGACAUCUUCGCCAUUGUCGCACUCUAUCGGCCCGGGUCUGGUGGAUCGCUACAUCAACAGGAAACACGGCCGGGGGGUACUCCCUGGGGCAGGCGGACAUCUCCACCCCCUUUUGCUCCAUCUCCACCCGCACCACCCCCUGCUCCCCCCACCAGCCCUCUUGACGCAGGUCUGGUGGAUCGCUACAUCAACAGGAAACACGGCCGGGAACCAGUCUCCUUCCAGACCCCUGCACUGGAACCCAUAUUAAAGGAGACGUACGGAGUGCUGCUGUACCAGGAGCAGAUCAUGCGCAUGGCACGCGACCUGGCGGGGUAUUCCCUGGGGCAGGCGGACAUGCUGAGGCGGGCCAUGGGGAAGAAGAAGCAGGAGGAGAUGGUGGCGCACCACGAGCGGUUUGUGGAGGGCGCUGUGGAGAGAGGGGUUGAGCGGGCCGUGGCAGAGGAUUUAUUCGAACAGAUGGUGAAAUUUUCACAGUAUUGUUUCAACAAGUCCCACAGUGCAGCGUACGGGUAUCUCACAUACGUGACGGCUUUCCUCAAGGCCAACUAUCCUCUGCCCUACAUGGCCGCGCUCCUCUCCACCUCCAUGCUCGAACCCCCCACCCUUCGCCGCUACGUGUCGCUGUCUGGCCCUGCCACGUCAGCUGCGGACGGCGGGAUUCGGUUCGGGCUGGCGGGCAUUCGGGACGUGAGCAGGGCGGCGGCGGAGGAGAUCAUCGGGAAGCGGGAGGCGGGCGGCAGGAGGGAGGAGAAGCAGCGUGAGAAGGCUGCAAAGGAGUUGCAGAGACAGCAGGAGAGGCAGGCGAGGGAGGAGAAGAAGGAGCGGGAGAGAGUGGAGAGGGAGCGGAAGAGGGAGCAGCAGAGGAUCGAGAGGGAGCAGAAGAAAUUGCUGCAGGGGAAGGGGAGAGGGAGCAAGCAGGAGGGUGCUGUGGUUUUGGAAGCUGCAGCUGGUGUUGAUCCCAGCAGUGCAUCCAACGGUGCAGUCUUCACCACCUCUCCACCUCCUGCCACGACCCCGUCCCUCACUUCAACCACCACCACCGCCAUCCCCGCAUUCAUCACCCCCCCUCCUCCCCCACUCCCCCCAUCCGUCACAGCAGCACUCAUUCUGCGACGGCCCUUGCAAGAAGAGGAGAUGGUGGAGAGGCUAGCACAGGAGAAGGCGCUGCUAGGCUUCUACGUCACACAACACCCCGUGGAGGCACUCCUCCCCUCCCUCCCCACGUUGCUCUCUCUCACGCCCCUCGCCUCCUGUGCCCACGUUGGCUUGACGAAGUCUUUAGAAGAUAGUGCGGCGGCGGCGGCGGCGGCUGCGGCGAGAGGUGGCGGGAGGAGAGGGAAGGCCGGUGGUGGGAGGGGUAAGGGUGGGAAGGACGGGCCGUCGGUUGCGGUGGUGGCGAUGGUAGAGGCGGUGAAUGUGCGCAUGACUAAGAAUAGUAACAAGCAGAUGGCGAAUCUGCAGUUGGACGAUGGCACGGGGCAGCUUGAGGCUGUGGUGUUCCCGGACGUGUUUGCCAGGUACGGGUCGAGCCUGAGCAAGGGUGCGACGGUGCUGGCGUGGUGUACUGUUGAUGUGGAGUUUGAGGAUACGCAACCUGCUGCUGCUGGGAGUGGUGAUAGCAGCAGCAGCAGCAGCAGCAGCAGCAAAGGAGAGGGGUCGGCAGAUGGGGCAACCGGACAGGAAUCAUUGUCAUCUUCAGCAGCAGCAGGAGCAGAAUCAGACGCAGAAGCACAAGAUGACACCUCCCCCGGACACACCCUCCCCCUGGCACCCCCGUCCCUCAACCGACUCCAGCUAAUUGUGCAAGCCGCUGUGCCCACCAUCACAGCCCAGUUCGUGCGUAUAGACGUGACUGAGGAGGAAGCAGGAGAUCUCGAGCACGUGCACGCACUCAGGUCCACGAUUCAGCAGGUGAGGCGCGAUGCGGACAACAGGCACGAAGCACGGGUGAUGCAGCAGGACGUGCAGAGGGAUGUGGAGCCCCAGGUGCAGCAUUGGGUGCGGAAGCAGAGGGCGGGUGCUGCGGGGGCCGUGCCGGUGGUGUUUCGUGUGUGGCCUCACACUGAUGCCAUGCCUAGGGAGAUUGUUGCCAAGAAAGGUUCGACUCCGUAUGGGGAGUGGGCGGGUGAGGGGUGGGGGGGGUCUGGCUGGGGUGGUGGGAAGCGGGAGGGAGAGGAGUUGAGAGGGGAGAGGGAGAGCAGGAAACCGAAGCAUCUUAUACGGUCAGACGAGGUAUUCUUUGUGGAGGACGCGGAGAGGGCAGUAGAGGAGCUGGGUUAUGCGGGGUACCGGGCACGGGUGGUGCCGAUUUUGUCGCAUGAGUGCUGGGAGAAGAGGAGGGAGGAGGGCCUGUGUGGGUACGAUGAGCAACUGGUGGAAUAG